Molecule: messenger RNA, 2348 nt
Organism: Esox lucius (northern pike)
Lineage: Eukaryota; Metazoa; Chordata; Actinopteri; Esociformes; Esocidae
Product: galactose-3-O-sulfotransferase 3-like
Exons: 2
Coding region: 829-1959 (376 amino acids)
Biological process (GO): glycolipid biosynthetic process
Cellular component (GO): membrane
Molecular function (GO): galactosylceramide sulfotransferase activity
Source: RefSeq, a predicted model, not a curated record
CAUUAUUAAAUUCAUUAAAAGCUCAUUGGGCAACUCUUUGUAAACAGAUUUGCUCAUUUACUUAAAAUAUUGAAAACAUUGUAGGCCUACUCUGCUAAGUAUAAACUAAUCUGUUCAUUCAUUUAAAAAAAAACGUAAUACUUUAAAGAAACAUAUUAGUUUGUGUAAACCCGUUUGUUCAUUCAAUUCAUUCACACAUUCAGCCAUUCACACAGUUUCACUGUUUGUCACACUCAUGACAAACAUAAUACUGAUAUCCCUUAGUGCACAAUUCAUGUGCCCAACCCUCACAGAAAACACACUUAACCAAUUUAUCCCCAGCGACAGAAGUGGCAAACUGUUCGCCACAGACAAGGCAAUCCACAGAGGGCUCUUCUGUUUGUUUUUUCUUUGAACUAAAUAUCUUUCUUUUGACCUUGAUUGCAGUUCUUUUGGUCUUCUCUUCCUCAAUUGUCUGUUUAACUGGAGUGUCUGUGAAGAUGGCGAAAACCCUUUUAAAUUAAUAGAGAAUAACAGUUUUUAUUUCAUUUUGUUGUACGCUAAUGGCGGGGUUAGACUUUUUCAAAAUGGUACUACGUGUUAGGCAAAAUGACUGUUUUUAAAAUAAUAAAAUAUUAGAUUCAGUGACUUACACACAAAGUUCAGUAACCGAAAAAAUAAGUAUUAUAAAGAAUUUUACUUACAUGCCAUGAAAACCUUCUUUGCUGUGGAUCUUGACAAAAGUUAACUCAAUCGCUCUGAAAACUGGCGGGAGACCGUCUGCGAGCUCUGUAGUGAACUGACUGGAAACACAACCUGUUCAACCCUGUGCAACAACAUAAAAGCACGAUGAAACCAAACCGCGCCUUUCCCAUCAGCCGCCCAUCUAAUUACAGUCACAGGUCUUCCUCUCUCAGGCCAAAACACACCAACGUGGCCUUCCUGAAGACACACAAGACCGCCAGCAGCACUAUGCAGAAUCUGCUGCACCGCUUCGCGGAACGUAACAACCUGACGGUGGCGCUGCCCAACGAAGCCUGUGAUUUUUACCAGUUCUGCUACCCUCGCAACUUCAGCACACACUUCGUACAUGAGCACACGUUGGAGCCAAACAUGAUCACCAGCCACAUGCGCUUCAAUCUCGCCGAGUUGCGACGGCUCAUGCCCAACAAUACCAAAUAUGUCACUAUAUUACGGGAGCCAGGAUCCAUGUUUGAGUCCCUGUUUAGUUAUUAUUACGAGAUCUGUCCGAGUUUUAAACGGGUGCCCAACGGAUCACUUGAAGCAUUUUUUGACAAUCCUUGGAGGUACUAUCGACCCGACGAGGACGAGUCGAUGUACGCCCGAAACACACUAACCUUCGACUUGGGCGGGGAUAAGGAUCGCCUGGAGGUGGACUUGGAUGAGUAUGCGCAGGCUUUCGUAGCGGAAAUUGAGCACAUCUUCUCUUUGGUGAUGAUCACGGAGCACUUUGAUGAGUCGCUCGUCCUUUUUCGUCACCUACUCUCCUGGGAUGUUGAGGAUAUUCUCUACGUCAAGCUUAACAUGCGGACACCUAGCUCCAAGCAGGGACUCUCUCCGGGCGUUCAUGCCAAGGUCCGUGCAUGGAAUUCCCUGGAUGCCCGUCUCUACGACCACUUCAACGCCUCAUUGUGGCGCCAGCUAGCUGUCCUGGGCCCGGAACUUGUGGCGCGUGAGGUGAAUCUUCUCCACAGGGCCCAGGAGAGGCUUGUGAAGGACUGCUUUGGCGAUCAGCUUCUACAGCUUCGUUUGGCUGCCCAGAUCAAGAACAACAAGACACGACCUUGGGUACCCGAUAAUGAGGUGGGCAUCCUAGGCUAUGAGUUGCCAACCAACACCAGCCUGCCUCACAACCUCUGUCUAAAACUCAUUAUGCCCGAGCAUCAGUAUUCAGACGAUCUACUGCUGAUGGCUUCUCAUAGGAAGAGACACUCCACGCCAUCAACAGUUACAAAGUAAUAAUAGUAGUAACAAUAUGUACACCAUUAUCUUUUAACAAACACCUUUUCUCUACUAUCACUGACUACAUGCUAAUCUGGAAAAUGAAUCUGAAGAUUAAUGAAACCAGGCUGGUACCAGGUGUUUCAAUGUCAGAAUACAUUUCCUCUGGUGAUACUCACAAGAGUAGGAGCUCUACCUUCCGGUGUGCUGAUAACCAACCCCAUACCGGAAUCUUACCUCCCUUCUUGUGAAUGUGCACACGCUCUAUUCUCCAUUGCUGCAACUUGCUUGCUUAUGGAGAUGUUUGCCCUUUACUCCAUUGUAAAUUUAGCCUACCUUUCACUGCUCUUAUUACAAACCUGUUUCCAAAAAAGUUGGGAAGCUGCAUAAAAUGCAAAUAAAAACAG